Molecule: messenger RNA, 923 nt
Organism: Acinonyx jubatus (cheetah)
Lineage: Eukaryota; Metazoa; Chordata; Mammalia; Carnivora; Felidae
Gene: HRK
Product: harakiri, BCL2 interacting protein
Exons: 2
Coding region: 156-431 (91 amino acids)
Biological process (GO): positive regulation of apoptotic process
Cellular component (GO): mitochondrion
Source: RefSeq, a predicted model, not a curated record
AGCGCCGUCAGCACAACAAACGCACAACACAAGGAGAAACUUGGUGUCCAGGGGAGGCCCCCGGCGGCUGCAGCGCGGCGGAGGCAGGCGCAGAGGCCGGAGGGAGCGGAGGCGAGGGGCGGCCCGAGCGCGGGGAGGGAGAGAGGCGAGCGGUCAUGUGCCCGUGCCCCCUGCACCGCGGCCGCGGCCCCCCGGCCGUGUGCGCCUGCAGCGCGGGCCGCCUGGGUCUGCGCUCGUCCGCCGCGCAGCUCACGGCCGCUCGGCUCAAGGCGCUCGGCGACGAGCUGCACCAGCGCACCAUGUGGCGGCGCCGCGCGCGGAGCCGGAGGGCGCCGGCGCCCGGCGCGCUCCCCACCUACUGGCCCUGGCUGUGCGCGGCCGCGCAGGUGGCGGCGCUGGCGGCCUGGCUGCUCGGCAGGCGGAACUUGUAGGAACGCGGGGCUUCUUGGUGGGGCCGGAGCCGAGACCCAGCCGGAGAGAGCAACAGGUUGGUGAAAACCCUGUGUCCUUGGAGAAAGCUGGUUCCCAUUUUCCUGAGGGGGAGCCCAGAGCUUGAAAGGCCGCAGUUGGCGCUUCGAGAAGGAAGUGGAGAGGCGUCUGGAGCCAUAGUAGCAACGGCGGAAAGGGACUGGGGAAGCUCUUUGCAUAUCCAGCUGCAGAAACAGACACCCCAAUGCUAUUUACAUACAGCUCUAUAUAUAAAAAAAGAAAAUAUGAAUAUUACUACUCAGUGCAUGUCUUGUCGAGGACACGGUCCCCUCCCUUUUCUGCACCUUCCCGUGUGAACUUUGAUGCUUCCGUGUCUGGGGCACCAGAAGUGAGGUGCGUACUGUGUACCUGGAAGAUCUGCAAAGACUGGUGGGAAUCAGCCCCAGAGUCGACCAACCACCUGGGGAGGGAUGCUGGCGGAGCGAGGGGGAAAU